This is a messenger RNA of Cyphellophora attinorum, 1902 nucleotides long. RefSeq names its product putative peptide transporter ptr2. Gene Ontology annotation, molecular function: dipeptide transmembrane transporter activity. Gene Ontology annotation, biological process: transmembrane transport. The record is from RefSeq and is a predicted model, not a curated record. The coding region runs from base 1 to 1902 and encodes 633 amino acids. Gene Ontology annotation, cellular component: membrane. Lineage: Eukaryota; Fungi; Ascomycota; Eurotiomycetes; Chaetothyriales; Cyphellophoraceae. The transcript is spliced from 5 exons.
AUGUCUGGUGGUGCGCUCCAGGUUGAAGAAGCCGCACGCGGCGACCUGGGCGGCAUUAUCAAAGGCUCUGCCGCUGCUGGCCCAGGGUCCUCCGAGAAGCCUGUGCUUGACGUCAACCUUGACCAAGAGCACUCUCCGACCGGAUCUACAGAGGCACUGACUGGCCCCAAUGGCGAGAUCUACCCGACCAGAGAAGAAUUGCUCACACUGCCUCGAGUUCAUGGGCAUACCUCUUGGGUACUUUACACCAUCGGUUUCAUAGAGCUUUGUGAACGCUUCGCCUACUACGGAACCACGGUCUUGUACACCAACUUUGUUUCGUACAAGCUGCCGACCAACGAGGAUGCGCCCCAUCCUGAAGCCGGAGCUGGAGGCACGAAUGGCCAAUCUGGUGCACUUGGACUUGGCCAGCAGGCUAGCACAGGUCUGAGUUUGUUCAGUCAAUUCUGGUCAUAUAUUAUGCCCCUAGCAGGUGGCUAUGUUGCGGAUCAGUACUUGGGCAAGUUCAAAACCAUUUGGGUUGCCAUUAUCUUCGCCAUCAUCGGCCACGUGCUCAUCAUCGUGGCGUCAACUCCGGUCAUGAUAGCCAAGGGAAGUACUGCUCUGGGGCCCUACAUCAUCGGUCUCAUCCUGUUUGGAAUUGGUGUAGGCUUUUUCAAAACCAACAUCUCGCCGCUCAUCGCUGAGCAGUACGAACAUGAGAAUCCUCGGCCCGUGGUCAUCACCCAGAAAGAUGGCACUCGCGUUGUUGUUGAUCCCUUCCUCACGAUCGCGCGUAUCUAUGUGCGAUACUACUUCCUGAUCAACGUCGGCGUCAUGGCAGGACAGAUAUCCAUGGUAUACGCUGAGAAGUAUGUUGGCUUCUGGCUGGCGUACACCCUGCCGACAAUUCUGUUCCUCGUCUGUCCGCUCGUCAUGUUCAUCUGCCGAAAGAGAUACGUUGGUCGUCACCCAACAGGCUCGGUUCUUGGGAAGUUCUUCAAGCUGAUCGGCUAUGCUUUCAAACAUCGCAAGGAGGGGCCAAAUGGCAAAUUCUCGUGGGAAGUUGCGAAGCCAAGCAAAAUCGAAAACAAGCCAACAUGGAUGACUUUCGACGACGAGUGGGUGGACCAAGUGCGACGUGGUUUGAAGGCAUGCUAUGUCUUCGCCUUUCUGCCAAUUUACUGGCUCCCGUACUCUCAAAUAAGUAACAAUCUCACUAACCAGGCUGCGACUAUGCGACUUGACGGAACACCCAACGAUAUUGUACAGAAUCUCGAUCCUAUUGUGCUGAUCAUCUUCAUCCCAAUCAUGGAUCAAUUCGUGUACCCAUUUAUCGCGAAGAAGGGUUGGAACUUUACACCAAUCAAGAAGAUGGCAUUGGGCUUCCAGAUGGGCACGGCCGCCAUGAUCUGCGCUGCGGUCACGCAGUACUACAUCUACCAGAAGUCACCCUGUGGAUACAACGCGUCCGACCAGGACUGUAUCGCCGAGCUGGGUCCUCCUGACAUCAGCGUUUGGGUUCAGGCUCUUUCGUACGCCUUCGUGGCGUGGUCCGAGAUCUUCACGAGCGUCGUUGGCUUGGAGUAUGCGUUCACCAAAGCGCCCAAGAAUAUGCGUUCAUCUGUUACAGCCAUUUUCUGGUUCUCCAAUGCCUUCUCAGCCGCCAUCGGUCAAGCCUUCGUGCCACUUGCGGUCGACCCGCACAUCACCUGGCUCUAUGGCAGCAUCGGCAUCAUCGCCUUUGUUGGUGGUGUUGCUUUCUGGUUCACCUUCCGCAAGCUCGACGCCGAAGAAGCUCGACUCAACGCUCUGCCCGAGUCGACAUACGAGGGUCGCAGGGCCAGCAUCAUCGACAUGGAGGACCGCAUCAUCGAGCAGGAGAGAGAGCAGAAGCUGCGCAGAAUCCAAGGUCUGGAAUAG